UCCGGAGCUGAGAUCGCAGAGGUGGUUUUUGUUUGGUUUUUUUUUUUGUUGUGGUCUCUUGGUUGGGUGUUUUAAUUUAUGUGCCAUCUGCAGAUGAGGUGAGAGCGAGGUGGGUGGGAAGAGUGGCGGCUCAGGUGGGAGCCCGCCUGGUCAGGGGCAGAGCUGCUUCGGGAGGAGGUGGCCCGUGACCUUUCCCUAAGGUAGACCUGGGAUGCUCAUCCCAAAGCUGGAUGGCGAGUAUUGUCCCAAAAUGCUGCGUCCCCAGCCUCACUGGGAGGGUGGCAUCAACGCAGCUGAGCAGAGGGCCCCAGCCUGCUCUGGCUCCUGGCUGGAAGCCGGCCUGUGGAAUCGUUAGCCAGGCAUGUCCAACCAGUGGAAUCUCGAACCGGGGGUGCAGGUGUCCGGGCACACAGGUGAGCACAAUGUGUGUCUGGGUUUGCCUGGACAGGGGAUGCCACAACCUUCCCUUCGCCUCCCAGCUGUUCCUCCCUCCUGUGCUAGCACGUGAAAACACCUGGAAGACCACCGAGGUAAGUAUUGUUAAGCCUUACGUGUUUCAGCUGCUGAGGUGGCAGACAGCUGUACAGGUAUUUUAUAAUCUACUGGAAAUCAAACCAAACCAAACUGAACUGACCCACCACCACGAAGGAUGAUGUUCGUUUAGACCAAAAUUCAUGCCCUCCUGUGAAUUCCUACCUAAAUUUCAGGCAAGAUUUGCUUUGUUUCCUUCUGUUAAGAGGGACAUGGAGAGGAUAUUUCAGGGGAGAACUGGUUAAGUGACUUUAUGAUGUUAAAGCCCUUUUGCCAUCCCUGUUGUGGCAGUAUCCAAGUCGCGUGGAUCCGUGCUGGUGAUGACAGACUGUUGUGUGGAUUGUUUGGGUAACCAGGCAAGUUGUCAAAGUGGGACCAGGCCUGUAUGUCAGGAAUGUAUAUUGAAGCCAGGUCCUGUAAACACUCACUGAUCUGUAGAGUCUUGUUGCUAGGGCUUUGCACAGGAAUAAAGAGUCACAUAUGAGUCCCUCUUUGAAGUCCUCGUGUGCUACUUGACUAUUUGGAAGCCAGGAGGAUGGCUGAGGAGAGAGUUUCCAUAGUUUGUGAGCUUCACUCUCAGGAUUUUCAUUUAUAAAUAAAUUCACGUCUUUCCAUGGCUGGUUUUGGAGUGGGGCCAAGCAGAACUAUAUUGUUUAUGUGCGUAGAUUUUUGUGUCUCACACAAAGAUGCCUAUUGUUUACCCAGAAACUGUAAGAGGAAUGUUUUGUUAACAUUUGGUUAGCAAUAUAAACUGACAAACACAAGCGCAGACUAGAACUCAAAACAGAAAUAGCCCUUCUUGGAACAGAAAAACACAGCUGCCUGAAAACUGUUUUUCAGGGAAAACUAUGCACCUAUUGGUUCCACGUUUCUUUUAAAACUCAGGUUCUGUCAUUUAAGUGCCUAAAAACUUCAACUGCCUGUAACUUUCACAGCAGCUUAGUCUCAUACCCAUGUACCCUCUAAACAAUGCUUAUUUUUCUAAAGAAGAUUGGCUGAAUUGCAGACUUUUUUUUUUAAUUACAUUUGAAAUUUGUUUUUAGUUGGGUGUGUCGCUGUUACAUUUUCAAAUUCCUGAGCUGACUGGGAUGAAUUCCCCUCUCCAUUGUCAACAUUUGUCUUUUCCAUUAGGACUUGCUGCCUUCUCCUUACUUUAAGAGACUUUCAGUGGCUUGAAAGAGUAUGACCAAAAAAUCCCCGUGUUUUCAAUAUUUUAUAUUUAAAAAAAAAAAAUCCACAACCUACAUGGAGAGUAGUUACAGAUCCCAUGGGGUCCUGCUUUACAUAGUGGAGUGUAUUGAAUUAGUGGAGCCUGAAUGCAAAUUUCCAGUCGUGAUAAUGCACAUGGAUGACCUCUAAUCUCUCAGUUGUGCUGUUUCUGACUUCAUUCCGCGAUGACCAGCACCCACCUGCACUGAAGUGAUUGAUACCUGCUUAAAAAAAAAGGGGUAAAUUGUUCUUAGAAGGGCCCAGAAGCAUUUGGUAUUUUAGAAAGAAGGGAUCACAGCAGUUUGGGAACUCCAUGACAGCAGAGUGUUUAAUUUUUAAUGCAGUGAUGGCAGUAGGUAUUCAUCAGAUUGUACAGGUCCAGUGGAAGAACGUCAGAACUUCAGAACUUGCACAUCUCCUAAUGCUCACCAACAUCUCUUUUUUAGAAUUAUUAUCAAUGAAGUGCUUUGGCACUGCAUUUCUCUGCUGUUUUUUUCACCCUGUUUCUUAGCUUGAGUAUUUCUACCUGUCAUUCACAGACUCUUGCUUUCAUGACUAGUACCAUAAAAUUAUAUUUUAAUAUCAUAGGUACCACCUUUUAUUCAUUAUUUCUACACUGCCUGAUCCUCUCUAAUUGAGUAUUUGUACCCGAUUUCAGUUUGAUGGGUCAUUGUGUUUACAGGUUAUCUUUUGUUUCCUUUUUUUCAGCUUUCUCCACUGACUUACAGAAGAAUAUAUGCUGACUCUAGUACAACUCACAAGUAUUGUAUUUAUUUUUUUAAUUUUAUGUGUUUUAGGAAGCAGAAGGUGAACUGUUUAGUUCAUUGUAGUGCUGAGCACAGUGAGAUCCUGUUCUGCAACUGGGCUGCGGAGGGAGGACAGUAACAAUGCUGAUAUGGAAAGUAAUUUUUAAUGCUUCUACUAAUAUUUUCCUACACUGAGUUUGUUACAUAAAGCUUUGAUUUUUACAGGGACCUCUGUGUGCCUGUAUCCUUGCACUUAUGUGGCUACUCACUGAAAUCCCUGACUCUUCUGUUUGUAUAAGGAGAUCCUUAACAGGAUUAUUUGGAAUUAGAGGUCUGUGGCAAGAUGUGAUUGGAAUUAGUCCGGGUGGGGAAAAGUGUCAGUUUAAGGAAGGUGUUCUGGUGUGGAGAUGAGCUGGUUUUAUCAUCUCCCAAGGACAGGUUACGUGUUUUAUUUGUUGCCUAAAGCUUCAGAUUAAAGAAUAUGUUCACGUUUUAAAAUAGGUGUUUGCUUAGUAGUUGUAUUCCGGCAGAUUCUAACCCUGAUGUGUCAGAAUUCCGCUGUAACUCAGUAAAUAAAAAUAAGACACAAGAAUCCCCUGGGUUCUGAGCUGCAGAAUCAGUGAUGUUUCCGUAUUUUCCUUUCUGUUCUCUCACAGGGAAGAUGACACUCAGCCAGCAUUCCUGAGUCACAAGGAUGGGGCCAGAUGUACCUCUGCUGAACGAUUACAAACAGGAGUUCUUCUUGAAGCGCUUUCCUCAGACUGUGCUGGGAGGUCCCCGGCUUAAAUUAGGCUAUUGUGCCCCUCCCUACAUAUAUGUGAACCAGAUCAUUCUCUUUCUGACACCAUGGGUUUGGGGAGGAGUAGGAACACUCUUGUACCAGCUGGGAGUCACGAAGGACUAUUGCACUGCAGCACUGUCGGGAGGACUGAUGUUUGUCACUGCACUUGCUCUCCAGAUGACAAAUCUGUAUGCAAAGCAGAAAACAGUGACAGUAGAGAGAAUGCAAAUUCAGAAUACCCUGACAGAUGAAGAUGAGUUUGAAUUUUCCAGCUGUGUAGGUUCAGAGACAGUAAAAUUUAUUAUUCCUGGCAAGAAGUAUAUAAUCAACACUGUAUUCCAUUCCCUUCUGGCAGGGGUAUUGUGUGGGCUGGGAACUUGGUAUUUGCUGCCAAACAGAAUAACCUUGUUAUAUAGCAACAUUGGAGGAACUGUUGUGAUCUUUGUAUUUGGAUGGGUGACCAUAUGUAUAGGAGAGUAUUCAUUAAUCAUAAACACAGCUACUGAAACAGCCACUUUCCAAGCACUGGAUACUUAUGAAAUCACUGCUCUGAUGAGACCUUUCUACAUUUUUGUCUUUAUUGCAGUGGAUCUUGCACACAGGUAAACCUAAUAAUGCAUUUAGCUAAUUUAAGUACUGGUUAUUCUGUGUAUUUUUGAUGAGAAAGAUGAAAUUAUUCUUCUGAGGAAAAUUUAUUUUGGGAUUUUAAUCAACUGUAGGAACUUCAAAGAAAGAAGCCAGAUGUAUUUAUGGCAAAAAUUGAGGCUCUGUGCUGUGUAUAAAAGGUUCCUACAUUUUUAUAGCAUUCCAUGUAAAUUAGAAAGAACAGUUAAAGCAGUUUGGAUGUAUGAUACAGGUAAAAUUGACUUCUAUCAUGUAAUUUUUAGUAUUUUUGCACCAGAGCAUUUACAUCACUGUCCUUUUUGGAAACACAUGUUCCUCACCUGGAACUGUAGAUCAAAACACUGCAGACUUCAGGAAUUUAUGUCCAGAUUUCAUCCUGGAAUAUAUUCUCAUUUAAUCUCUGCAAAGCGAUUGUGGAGUGUUUUAGACAACAGGCAAAAAAAAAAAGGACUCUGAAUUUGGUUUUAAUGAAUGGAUAAGCAAAUGUGAGCAUUGCUAUAUCUUGGUUGUAUGGAUUUUGGACUUGAAUUUUUAAAUGCUCUUGUAAUACAAAAGAGUUCUGUCAGCCUACAAAUAGGAGACUUCUAUAUUUCUGUUUUUCAGAUGGGUUUUUCUUAACAAGUAUUUGCAGAAUCUCUUAAAGCAAGAUGCUUUUAGAUUUACUCUGUGCAUUCAUUCUCCCUGUCGACUGAUAUUUAAAUCACUUUGUCACAUGUACAUAUUUUAUGGUUGGGGUACUUCAGAUGCACUAAACAAAACAACAAAAAAAAAAGGCAUGUUUGAUUUUACUAGUUUUGCACUUGGAGAUGUCUUUGUUAAUGAUUUACCCUCGUUGCCACUUCAGUUAAGAUUUUUAAUUUCCUGAGGAGAAAAUUCAGACAUUGUCUAAAUUCCUGAUAAAAUUCCUUUGAGGCUUUAUUUGAUUAUUUAUUAAAAAGUAGAGAGAAACCAAAUAUCUUUUCAGUCCACCUUUAACUGAAUUAGCUAGCUGGUGAACUACAUAUGACUUAGAAUUUAUGCAGAUUUCUAACACUGAUCUUUGUAUUUUUACAGGAUGAUUUUGACACUUUUAUGUAGAAAAUAAUAUUUUAUAUUCCUAAAGAGAGUUUAGGUGUACAGGCAACGUGCCAGUUCUUCCAGUGCUAAGACUUACUUCUUAGGUCUUGGACUGGCAUAAAAUUUUGCUUUUGUGACUCUGAAAAAAUACUUUGCAUUUUUCUUGUUAAACCACUGAGGUUUUGGAGCCUGUGGACCUUUAUUUUUGCAUAAGUAUUUCUUCAGUGUAUUAUCACAACAGUAUCAAAACAACUGGGAUAAUUGCAUCGCUGGAUUCAUCUGCAUAAUCCAAAGGCUUCAAAUCUCUUAAAUGGGAAAUUAGGCUGUUUUCUGAUGUUUAAUUAAUUUGUUGCUGCCCCAAGCAUAAAUGUAUGUCCUUAUUUUUCCUUUUAAACCAUCAUAAUUGAGGUUUUGUAGGUUGAAUAUGUAAUGGUUUUACUUUGGGAUUUGCUGUAGUAUUUGAACGAGAAGUCUUCCCACACAUAAGUUACCCUUUCCUUCCCAGAAGUCAAAUCCAUUUCUUCUUUUAUCCAGGUUUGCUGUCAACGCACCCAUUCUAGAACAGACAAACCAGAUUUUGCACAUCCUAUUUCUUUUCCUGCCAUUCUUGUGGGCAAUGGGAAUUCUGCCCCCGCUUGACGCACUUUUUCUGUGGGGAAUGGAACAACUGUUGGAGUUUGGACUAGGAGGUUCACCUAUGUCAAGUAACACAAAUGUCUCCGUUUGCUAUGAUAGCGUUCCUGUCACUAGACCGUUCGCUACAAAACCUUCAUUCUGUGUCUGUUUGCAUUGGAUUCACGAGAAUAUUUAGGAUGGUCUGGCAGAAUACAGAAAAUGCCUUACUGGACAUUGUGAUUGUGUCGAUAGCACAAAUGUUGGUGUUUAAUCCAGACCUCUGGUGGAACAGGAGCCUCGAUACAGGAAUCAGACUCUUGCUGGUCGGUCUCCUCCGGGAUCGGCUGCUCCAGUUUGUGUCCAAGCUGCACUUUGCCUUGGCCAUCCUCCUGACAUCGUGGACAGAGAAGAAGCAGCGCCGCAAAUCCACCGCCACCUUGAUCACCCUCAACGUGGUUUUCUUCCCCAUCCUGCUGACCCUCAUCGCCAUCUCUGCCCUCCUUUCCUCCCCGUUGCUGCCGCUCUUCACGCUGCCCGUGUUCCUGGUCGGGUUUCCCAGGCCUGUCCGGAGCUGGCCGGGACCUGUGGGUGCCACGGCCUGUGUGUGCCCCGACACCGUGUACUACCAGCAGCUGGUGCCCAGCCUGGCUGUGGCCCUGCAGUCUGCACUGGCCACUGGGAGCCUGGGUCUCUCUCUACCUGGAUCUCAUUACUUGUGCCGCUUUCAGGACAGACUGAUGUGGAUAUUGGUGCUGGAGAAAGGCUUCACGUACUGUGGUGUUAACAUUAAGGGGCUAGAACUGCAGGAAACAUCCUGUCACGCUGCUGAAGCUCACAGAGUUGAUGAAAUUUUUGAAAUGGCCUUUGAACAUCAGGAGCGCACGAAGCUUCUCUCUCCCAAUCCCCACUUUGGACACAUCCUGACUCCUUGCACUGUGGUGCCUGUGCGGCUUUACUCCGAUGCCAGGAAUGUGUUAUCUGGGAUCAUUGACUCCCACGAGAAUUUAAAGCACCUGAAAGAUGAUUUCAUUAAAGUGCUUGUGUGGAUGCUUCUCCAGUAUUGUUAUAAAAAAUCGAAGAUGUGGGAAAGCCCAGGCAGUGCCAACAAGAACAAACAAGGGUCUUUCCCAGAAAAUCAGCACAGCGGUGCAGUAGGAAGAUCCAGGGCUCUGAGGGAAGAAGACAGCUUUAGUGUGGAUACAGUGGAGGACUGGACUGAUGAUAGUGACAUUUUUGACUUUGAGCCCAGUGGCAGAACAAAAGACAGGAAAGAGCCUGGGCAGUUGGGACCAACACCAAAAGUGCACCUGUCUAUUCCAGGGUCUGUGGAAACACAGAGCCAAGACCUGGCACAAGAAGUGUCACCAGAAGAUAAAUUGUACAGGGCUGUGGUGCUUGGGCUGCCUGCUGUAGACAAAGGGAAACAGCCAGAAGUUUUGCCUCGGGUUGAAUUUAGUUGCUCUUACUCGGAGCUGCUGAGCAUCCCUGAGGAAUGGAGAACAGCGCCGGUGCCGCCUUCCAAAGUCAGUGAGAUGAGGCAGAGGUUUCCAGAGGAAUGGUACCACUUCGUUCUGAGUCAGCUGGACUUCUUCCAUCUGAAAGAAAAGCCUUCCAGUUUACUUGCAGACCUCAUGGAAGAUAAAGCUUUGAAGGACUUGUACAUCCAGGGAGUGCUGUCAUGUUGCUUUGGUCUAUUUGGCCUGGAUAACGCUGUGCCUGCCCCGAGCCACGUGUUCAGGGCCUACACUGGGGGCAUUCCCUGGUCUGUGGGUUUGGACUGGCUAACAGGCAAACCAGAGCUAUUCCAGCUGGCAUUAAAAGCAUUCAGAUACACUUUCAAGCUUAUGGUGGACAAAGCCAGCCUGGGUCCGGUGGAGAACUUUGAAGAGCUGGUGAGUUACCUGGAGGAAUAUGACAGCGAUUGGUACAUCGGGCUGGUGUCAGACCUGGAGUGGCAGCAGGCAGUUCUGCAGGAAAAGCCAUACCUUUUCUCACUGGGGCACGACCCAAGCAUGGGAAUUUACACCGGGCGAGUCCUCACUCUUCAGGAAUUGCUGGUGCAGGUGGGAAAGCUGAAUGCUGAGGCUGUCCGGGGUCAGUGGGCCAACCUGUCCUGGGAGCUGCUCUACGCCACCAACGACGACGAGGAGCGGUACAGCAUCCAGGCACACCCGGUGCUGCUGCGCAACCUGACGGUGCAGGCUGCCGACCCGCCCCUGGGCUACCCCGUGUACUCCUCAGGGCUCCUGCAGCUCCCUCUGCUCUAGAAUGCCCUUUUCUUUUUUUAUUAUGACUGUCGUUAUUUUGUAUUUUUCACCUGCAUGUUGGGAAUCAAAUGCUCGUGCUCCAUUCGUGCACUGCAGAUCAGGUUUUACUCUCGGUGGCAGUGCCGGGCCGGCACACAGUCCUUGGCACAGAGAUGGUGCUGGCCAGGACCUUCAGCAGGCAGGAAGUUUGGAACUGUUUUCCUGCUGCUGGAACACGAGACACCAUUGCCUGUGUGGCUGACGAGCCAGAUGCUGAAAUUCUCUUCUCCAGUUUAGAGAGGAGCAGCACAAUUCUGAUCAUUAACUAUUUUUGGUGCAUUUUUACUUUUUUUUUUUUUCUUGGACAGGUGACUUGCACUGCCAGUCAGGUUACAGCUCUCUGUAGUACUGUCAACCCCAGAGUUGGCAACCAAAGUGUACAUAGGACUAUUUAUAUAAGGGUUUUUUUUAUUCUGGCCAUUUUUUAUUGGACUGAGUUCAGUUCUAGCGUUUGUUAUAUGACUUUCACUGCUCUUCCAUAGCUGUUGUAAGUUCUCAGCCAUGCUUUAACAAAAGUGAGUUCUAAGGGACAAUUUUUACCAAAGGAUUUGUUUUGGUAAAGAGAAUUUAUAUAAAACAGUGUGUGCUCUGACACACUGAUAAUCUAUGUGACCUACUGAUGAAAGAAGUAAAUAUGUAUAAUGAGGGGAGUACAAAUGGAAUAAUUUCAUCUCCUUCUUUCAGUAUCCAUAUAUAUGAUAUAUAUUAUAUAUAUGUUAUUUGCAGCCUAUAUCCACCUCUCUAACCAGUCUUCCACAAAUACAGUAAGAGCUUGAUGAUGAGGGGUGGGAGGUGGAAAUCAAACUAUCUGUGCCAGAAGUAAUUUUUUUUUUUUUUAACCUUACCACAGCCUGGAACAGACUUUGGCAGCUGGUUUGCAAUAUUAGUCUCCUUGAAAGCAGGUCUGGGUCCAGUCUCCAGUGGCUCUUGAUCCUCUUCACUACCACCACUUAGUACAUAAAUGUGCUUUCUCUGUAGGUCAGUGGUUACAGUGUAGGUACUGCUGGGAAAUGCUGAGCAGGGAGUAGGUAACUGUGUUUCCUUAACCUAUAGAAUGAAUUUAAGUCAGACCUGCUCCUUAACUGAAGUAGAACUGGUUUAGAACACCCAGCCUAGUCUGAUUUUGGAGCAUGCUUAUUACUUUUACUCCUCAUUGUCACAGAGCAGUGUACUUGGGUGCUGGCUGUUUCUUCUGAUCAGUGACUAGAAAUGACUUUUAAAAACUAUGCACGUGUAGUCAGGAGACACCUGUUUGGUGCCGUGCUCAGCCCUGAGCUGCAUCUGGAAAUUCAGGGUCAUGGAAGAGAUCUGGAAGGGGCUUGUGGAGAGAACCUAUUUCAGCUCCCUCAGAAGGAACUACCCUGGCAAAUAUUUACUCUGAUUUAAAACUUCCAAUACCAGGAGUGUCACAAACCCCUCAAGUAGUUCACUCCAGUUCUGUGCUGUUCCUGCAGCAAUUGCAAAGUUGGGAGUCAUUCCCUGAAUCCAGUUAACCCUCCCUGCCUCAUUGUAAACCUCUUACUAAUCGUCUUCCAUAUGGUCACAGAAAAGUUAAUUACCUUUUUUUUUUUGCAGCAGUCUUUUAUUCAGAGAUGGCUGUGAUUUCUGCCCUCAUUCUUUGUCUUUUCUAAACUGAAUAAAGUAGUUGAGAGAAAAACUGAAGAGAGCUGUGAUCCUUUUCCCUUCCUUUCCCCGGGUUCUCUCCAUCUGCUAGCCGGCCUUCUCGAGGAGUGUUGCUGGUAACCAGCCCCGGCGUUCCAGCAGAGAUCCUGAUUGGUACCAGAUGGAGGAGCACAAUUAGUGAUGGGCAGAAUUCCUGUUUGUGCACAGGAAUGUGGGGCUGGGCUGUGAUGCCCUGCAACAUCCCGUCCCCUGCUGUCACAGGCAGUGUGUCCCACACCCCUCACUCACUGCUGCACGGAGCCAUUGGUACAUCCCAGUAAUUCUUCCAGCAGUGUGACCCCGAUUCCCAAUGCCCUUUUUCCUGUAACACUUACAUUCUUUUUUGACAGAGACAAAGGUUACAGCCUCUUGUUGUGUGCAGCUGAGAGCCCCCACGUUCAGCCUGUUGGUUUGUUUGCGUGCUCUUGAACCGUGCCCUGUUUGGUUUGGAGCAUUUCUUUGGUUUACCAGGAAUUCAGGACUCAGGGCACCUUCCAGCCUGGCCUUGCCUGUGCACAGAGGCUGCUCUCGGGGUUAGCCCUGCACUGCACUCAGGAUGCAGGACUGGGCUUGGCACAGGCCACCCCCCCUAUUUUCCCCUGGGACCCCUGAGAGCUGCUCUGUUUUGUAACCACGUGUGUGCACCAGCUUUUAUUCCUUGCUCUGGUUGGAAAGUUUCCAUAACUUAGGAAUAGGUUUUUUAAGUAACUUCUAAAUGCUGUUUCAGAAGUUCAGGGAUUUAGCCCUCAAUGCACAUUUUGCUCAAGGAACACUUCACAAGCACAGAUCAGACAUCCCAACCUCCAGCAACCUUCUACUUGAGGGUUUGUUUUUCUCAAUAGGAAUUAGGAAUGAAAGUGAGGGAAACAGGGUCCUGGGGUAUAUAAUUUUUAGGCUGCUCGCCAGGUGUUUGCCAAUGUCAUAGCAGCA
Molecule: messenger RNA, 10460 nt
Organism: Myiozetetes cayanensis
Lineage: Eukaryota; Metazoa; Chordata; Aves; Passeriformes; Tyrannidae
Gene: PCNX4
Product: pecanex 4
Exons: 8
Coding region: 5661-7829 (722 amino acids)
Cellular component (GO): membrane
Source: RefSeq, a predicted model, not a curated record